This is a messenger RNA of Penicillium diatomitis, 1599 nucleotides long. RefSeq lists its product as uncharacterized. NCBI's taxonomy places the organism in Eukaryota, Fungi, Ascomycota, Eurotiomycetes, Eurotiales, Aspergillaceae. The transcript is spliced from 2 exons. Bases 1 to 1599 code for a protein of 532 amino acids. The record is from RefSeq and is a predicted model, not a curated record.
AUGAUGAACGACGGGCGUGGCGGGCAACUCAGUCAAGGGCCUUCCGAUGACGAGACUGCCGCGAGUAUUGAGAACGAUGCCCUGGGCGCGUCAACAAUAGCAACACCCCAGAGAUCAGCCUGCACAAGGUAUACUCAAACACCGCGCUCCCCCAAGCUAUCGUUCUCAAGCGCUGAGGGCUUGACUCAAGGUCCACUCGACCAAGCAGUCAAGCAGGCUGAUCGUAUCACGACCUCGGAGCGCAAGAGUCACACGCCCGGGCAGAGUCAACCACCCAAACAUGAUUCACAAAAUGCAACAACCAUCGAUAAUCCCGCCUCUUCCUCAGCCGAGCAUGUGCAUGACUUAAGAGUGGCCCACCGCAACACGAAUGGCAGCUCAGAAUACGCAGAGCUCGAGGGAAAUCGGUGCAAGGAUCCUCUUCACACUCCCCCACUCAAUCACGAUGGGGGAGAUAAACCUCACUCACUUAAAUCUGAACAAAGUCACGACUCGCCAUACUUAGGCCAAUCUCAUAGAGGUCAAGCGGCGCGGUCCGGUGUAUAUACGGAAAUUGGCCUCUCACAAAAAAGAACCGCAACGGGAGACGUCAAGCUACCAUCAACACAAACGACGUCGCCGCGGUCAUCACUUCCUGAGGGUUACCUUCGACGUCGUUCUCGAAGCACAAAUUCACCGUCCAGUGGAAGGAGCCGCAUAGCACAGCUGUCUGUCCAUAUCCGAACUCGACUCUCUUACGCCGCCGCCAAAAUUGAGAGAUCCCAAGAUUCUCAGUCGAAGCUGCCGCGUAGCCUGGAGCAUUCUGGAGAAGGCGAAUCUCCCCUACAUCUUGGCUCAAAUGCCACGUCACAACUUAACAAUGACUCCAACGCUUUGUCAACCAAACCUACUGUGUCGCAUCGACGUUCGCAAUCAGCCAUCACCUCACCUCAUAAAUUACUAUAUAUACCCAAGUUGGCUCCCCCCGCGGAAAUUGAUGCUUCACAAGGGUCCUAUCGGCGUCGGCGACCGAACCCCAAUGAGGCUCCCUUGAAACCGUUGAAUAUCAAUGGGGGCGCCGCGUAUCUUGGCCACAAGCGGCAUCGGUCUAGUCAAGAUCUCGGUGGAAUGGGGUCAAUAGAUUCAAUACACAGCUCACCGAGGGUGGUGGGUCUCGGCACACCCUCGAUUCCUCCUCGUCUUCGACUUCCCCACUCCAUCCAGAGGAGUCCCUACGAGUCGAGGCCGCAAUCUCCAAGUACGGCCAUGGAGCAAGACGCGAUUGAAACACUUCUAUUCAUGUCGAGCCCGGAAAACUCCGGCUAUCGAUCAAGUCCUCGUCUCUUGCAGCCUACUCCCACGCAGAGAAGUUUGAACGAGUCGGUGUUUUCUGAAAACUUCGAGCCGGGGCCAAGUGUGGACUCGCAGAGGCAUGGACCACAUAAUGGUGGAUACCCGCAGGGAGGAAGUCUGGGACUGGGGGUGGGGUUGCACUCGGAAGACGAGAUCGAUCGCAUCCUCGACCAAAUGGGAAGCGAUAGUGAGGAUGAAGCUCGACGUGCAUUGAAUCGCAUUGAAGCACAGACGAUUCCACACAAUAAACAAGGCCGAUUAGACUAA